Molecule: messenger RNA, 1122 nt
Organism: Olea europaea var. sylvestris
Lineage: Eukaryota; Viridiplantae; Streptophyta; Magnoliopsida; Lamiales; Oleaceae
Product: trafficking protein particle complex subunit 6B-like
Exons: 6
Coding region: 183-710 (175 amino acids)
Biological process (GO): regulation of GTPase activity; endoplasmic reticulum to Golgi vesicle-mediated transport
Cellular component (GO): trans-Golgi network; TRAPP complex; cis-Golgi network
Source: RefSeq, a predicted model, not a curated record
CUUGAUCCUAUCUCAUAUUUAUUGGUUUCUCUCAUAUUUAUUUGUUUCUUCUACUUUUCCAUCUUCAUUUAGCUUCUAGGGAAGUAGAAGCGGAAUCCCAGACAAAAUAUUCUCUAUUGUCUCCUCCGCGAACAGGCUAGCGUUGAACAUCCUCUGAGUCCCUGUUGCCCAAAAAUCGGAAAAUGGGAAGGGAAGUAUCAGAGAGCUGUUUGGAGAAUCUACUCAUAGAGAUUGUCUCUUCUUUUUGCACUGGCUUUUAUGCCGACAAGCCUGAGCUUGCUGCCCGAAGGAUCGAGGCAAUUGGCUUUCAGGUCGGUCACCAACUCUCCGAAAGAUGCGCAAUUGAUCAACCAAGGUUCACCGAUCACCUGGAGGCGAUCAAGUUCAUCUGCAAGGACUUUUGGUCUGAACUCUUCAAGAAGCAAAUAGACAACUUAAAGACCAAUCAUAGAGGUACUUUUGUAUUGCAAGACAAUCGGUUUCGGUGGCUAGCACACUUGUCAGUUGAUCCAUCACUGGAUGCAUCUUCUUCUAUUCAAGACCCUUCAGCAAUGGCUAAAAAUAAAGCAGCACAAGCAACUGGCAUGCAUCUUUACUUUCCUUGUGGAAUUAUAAGGGGAGCACUCUCAAACUUGGGAAUCCCAUGUGCAGUUUCUGCUGAUAUAUCUAAUCUCCCUGCUUGUUCCUUUUUGGUCCGCAUUAAGGCAUGACGAGGUUCUGGAAAAGAAAAAAGAGGAUAAGGAUUGAGCUCCAUGUUUUCAUUCAUGCUAUACAUCAGAUCCGUUUCUUCCUCUCAUGAAAAUGGAGUUACAAAUUGCCCAUCAUAUAGAAUAAAUUUAAAUGAGGAACGAACUAAUAUUGCGGUGGCUUGUAUUUUGCGAAAGUUAUAGUUGAGGAUGGCUUGGGAAUCUUUUAGAGUUUAGUUGUCUUCUUUCUGUGUAAAAUAUUAAGAAUCAGUUUCUCUUCUUAUCAAGAAUCGAACAUGUUGCUGCAGUUUUAUGUUAGUUCUCUCUUUCUGACUAGGGAUCAAUGGCGAAUUGUUGUUGAUACUAUUGUUUUUGAAAGUCGGAGGGGAGUAGUAUGCCUACUAGAUUGAUCACUAUAAAUCGAGCAUUUGCCUUU